This is a messenger RNA of Aspergillus calidoustus, 5512 nucleotides long. The record is from the annotation of a GenBank genome assembly. NCBI's taxonomy places the organism in Eukaryota, Fungi, Ascomycota, Eurotiomycetes, Eurotiales, Aspergillaceae.
GCCAAUUUGCUAAAGUGAGCUGUCGAACAAACCUGAAGUGUCAACACCGCUGGACGCUCGAUGUCGGAACUUGGGCGUGUGGGCAUUCCUUUUUGCAAGCCAAGGAAGCCCCUGCUCGGCCUGUCUGUCCAUCGACUGCAUCCAGCUCUUGCCUGGCAUGGAUCUAUUGUCUUUAGGCGAAGCUGGGGCCACAGCGCGAUUUUGCAGGGAAGAGAUAGGAAGGAGCCUGAGACGGAAGGAGCCGACUGGGAAGGAGGGCCCGGGAAUCCAGACAAGUGGAGUUCCAGGACAAAGAAAGUAGCCGCCCAUCUGUGGAGGACACCACGAAUUUGACAUAAAAGCUAGGCUAUUCUUGGAGAAAGGUUCAAGGCACGAAUAGUCGGCAAGCCUGAGCACCAGAUCUCAUUCUUCGUGCUGUGGUACAGAAAGUUCUCGAUUCCUGGGCUAGCUUUGUUAGUCCAGCCGAAACCCUACAUACACGCGGGCUAUCGCAAGCUAUAUGUCAUGUACAAAUAAUCAGACGAUCCAUGCAGUCCUCCAUCUAUUGGACUCGAAAACUACGUCCGCUAGCAGUCUUCCUCUCUCUCUCCUCGUUCUCCGGUCUUGCACGGUUGAGCACUAUGUUUGGUUAGUUCAGAUCACAGCCAUCAGAGAUGGAAUUGACACGUACCCUGGAGGAAAUCGGCUGUCCGCUUGCGCAUCCUGGUGUGGAUGUAUGCCUUAAUCAACUGUCAGCAAGCCGUUUCAAUGCUGCAUGCGGGUAGCACUUGGAAUCACCUUGGAUGCUUUAAUGUGGUAGUGGAAAUAGUCUCGGAAGGUCUGAAUGUGAGAGAUGUUUUCAUGGCGCCGCUGUGGCGUCAAAUGGCGAGGAAAAAGCACUGCGCCAGGUCAGUCUGAGACUUGCCAAGAAGUGAGUUACGAUCUUACCAAAAGUGAUAUAACUAAUCUGGCCGUCACCCGCAUCCUCAAGUCCAGGGACGCCUGCCAAUUCCAGCGGGCGGUCGUUUCGGAAAAGAACUUGGGGCGCAUUCUGCAACGUCAAAACACGUCGCCGAGCAUCGACGAAUUCCUGUAAAAAGACCUUGCCAAAGAUACGGUCUGUUUCCUCUCGGAAGAUUGUGCUGAAGAUCACAGUCACUCGGUCGUGACUCGCCUUGAUAUAGAUUGCCUCUUCUUCCCGGUAGUGGACCGCCAUGACCUCUCCUCCCUCCGCAACUCCGGCAGGCGCUGACUCCGAUGUAUACCGUGAUGCUUCCUCCGCCAGCUGUGCGAACUCGUCAAAGGCCUUCUCGAAUGGCGCGGCCAUUGCAUUGCGCUUCAGCAAAGCAAGUCGCAUAAUGAGAUCUUCUCUCGCUGCCUGAUCAUCGGGGAGCUCUUCCAGAUCGAUUUGUACGGAGAAGUCGUAGCCCGGCUCGGGGGCGACAAUGUAGGGACCGUACUCCCUCUCCAGGACCUGCUGGGCGCCAUACUGAACCAAUUCGCGGAAGCAUUUAACGUUGAUAGAAAUAAGAAUUUUGGUCUUGGUUUCCGGAGUAGAUAGAUGGAAAGUCACGCCGUCAAAGUCGGAGACGAUCUGGUCGACAGACGCCGGCGGGGCUCUGGAUAAGCAAGCAAGCUGUCAGUUCCCAAUACCAUGUGUAUGCAUUGAGGGGGUAAAGGCGGGGAAGCAGGGAGGAUGUACCCAGAAAACCGCUCGGUUAGCAGAGACCGGAUAAGAACAUUCUCGUAAUCAAGCAAAAGCAUCCUGACUGUCACACUGAUCAAUUGAUCUUGAGUUUCCUUCUCCUUUCUUCUGCCUAGUUGGGGUGACGUUUGUUGGUGUUGGCGCAGCGUCUGGGAGACUCGCAAGGCGGUGAGCCGGCGUGCGGCUCUGGCUGCUGCGGGUUGCCGUAAAUAAUUCUAUGGCCGGUUUUCUGCGCCAGCGGUUGCUCUCCAGAAUUUUUCUCGCAGGUCGGACGGUUCACCAUGGUGAAGUCAUAUCUAAAAUUCGAGCAUUCGAAAACUUUCGGGCUCGUCACUUCGGCAUCCUCCAAUGCAAUCUGGGUCCGAGACGAUGCGCUUGCCGGAGUUGCACGUCAAACAGGGGCUGGUCGGGCAGUGGUAGGUGCCGGUGAAGAGGUUUUGUGCUGGGAUGUGAAGAAAGCGGAAUUGCUAGGGAGAUGGAAUGAUUCCGAAUGCCGGGCGCAAGUCACUGUGAUCACUCAGAGCAAGACGGAUGAGGAUAUUUUCGCUGUUGGUUACGAGGACGGAAGCAUUCGCUUAUGGGACUCAAGAACCGAAUCAGUGAUCAUCUCGUUCAACGGCCACAAGUCCGCCAUCACCCAACUUGCAUUCGACAGCGCUGGAGUACGUCUUGCCAGUGGCUCACGGGAUACAGAUAUCAUUGUCUGGGACUUGAUAUCAGAAGUCGGACUGUUCAAGCUACGCGGGCACACCGAUCAAAUCACCUCUCUCAACUUCCUCGUUCCCUCUCCCGAAUUACUGAAUCAAGCCGGACUGAGCGACCACGCCGGAUUUCUCAUCACGACUGGCAAAGACUCGCUAAUCAAAGUAUGGGAUCUAGCGUCGCAACACUGUAUCGAGACACAUGUGGCACAGUCAAACGGAGAGUGCUGGAGUUUAGGUCUUGCUCCCGAUCAGAGUGGUUGUAUCACCGGAGGAAACGACGGUGAGCUCAAAGCUUGGUCCCUUGACGAGGCCGCUAUGCUCGAAAUUUCCAAGGAGAAGGCCGGCUCGGAAAAGCGUAAGAUUCUCGUUGAUAGGGGAGUAUUCUAUCGCAACGGAAAGGACCGAACAACGGGGAUUACCUUUCACCCGCGAGCGGACUAUAUCGCAUUGCACGGUUCAGAGAAGGCUGUUGAGAUUUGGCGUAUCCGUUCCGAGACAGAAGUGCAGAAGAGCCUGGCUAGAAAGCGCAAGCGAAGAAAGGAAAAGGAGGGCCAGCGAGCGACGGAAAACGGCGAGCUUGAAAAGGCCGUGGAGAAGGUGGAAGAAGAUGUUUCCGCUGCACCAGUUACCGAAGUCUUUGUGUCUCAUAUUAUUGUCCGGACGGGCGGCAAAGUCAGGUCUUGCGACUGGAUCCGGACAAAGUCAAGCGGAAAGAUUCAACUGCUGGCUGCUACGACAAACAAUCAGGUGGAAGCCUACAGUGUCGCGAUGCAUAAUAAGAAGAGCAAGAGCGAGGAUGAGUUAGACUACAACCGAACCCUGGCCGUUGAUAUGCCCGGUCACCGCACCGAUAUCAGGUCUGUGGCCCUGAGUUCCGACGACCGAAUGCUAGCUUCUGCCUCCAACGGAAGUCUGAAAAUCUGGAACGUCAAGACGCAGAACACUCUGCGAACCUUGGAAUGUGGUUAUGCUCUAUGCUCUGCAUUCCUUCCGGGUGAUAAGAUUGUGGUCGUGGGAAAUAAGGAUGGUGAGUUGGAGGUUUUCGACAUUGCCUCCUCUACUCUUCUUGAUACAAUCAAAGCACAUGAAGGGCCGGUCUGGUCCCUCCAGGUACAUCCCGACGGCAAAUCCUUGGUCAGUGGUAGCGCGGACAAAUCUGCAAAAUUCUGGGAUUUCAAGGUUGUGCAGGAGGAAAUCCCGGGUACCAAGAGAACAACGCCCCGUUUCAAGUUGAUUCAUUCAAGGACGUUAAAGGUUGCAGACGACAUUUUGAGUCUUCGUUUCUCGCCCGACGCCCGCUUGCUUGCAGUGGCACUUUUGGACAAUACAGUCAAGGUGUUUUUCGUCGACUCUUUGAAACUGUUCCUCAACCUCUACGGUCACAAGCUCCCUGUCCUGAACAUGGACAUUUCAUGGGACAGCAAACUCAUUGUCACCUGCUCGGCGGACAAGACGGUGCGCGUUUGGGGUCUGGACUUUGGUGAUUGUCACAAGUCCUUUCUUGCCCACGAAGACAGUAUUAUGGCAGUUGCCUUUGUGCCAAACAACAAGGACGGUAAUGGCCAUAACUUCUUCAGCGUCAGCAAAGACCGCGUCAUCAAGUACUGGGACGGCGACAAAUUCGAGCACAUCCAGAAGCUAGCCGGCCACCACGGCGAAAUCUGGGCAAUGGCAAUCAGUCACUCUGGCGAGUUCAUCGUCACCGCCAGCCACGACAAGAGCAUCCGCACCUGGGAGCAAACAGACGAGCCCCUGUUCCUCGAAGAAGAGCGAGAAAAGGAACUAGAAGAGAUUUACGACAACAACCUCGCCGCUUCUCUUGAAGACGAAGAAGACAACGCUGAUGGAGAAAAGGCCGAAGCUGUCGACGCCGGAAAGCAAACAACGGACACCCUCAUGGCUGGAGAAAAGAUUAUGGAAGCCCUCGACCUAGGCAUGGAAGAUCUCGAAGUCAUGCGCGAAUGGCGUGCGGUCAAGGCGCGACAACCGAAUGCCGCACCGCCAGCCCGCAAUCCUCUUUACAUCGCCCUCGGCAACGUCUCCGCCGAGCAACACUUGCUCAACAUCGUGCAGAAGAUCCCCCCCGCUGCACUCCAGGAUGCCCUCCUCGUCCUUCCCUUCUCCAAGGUCCCCGCCCUCUUCACCUUCCUCAACAUCUGGGCAAGCCGCGAAUGGAACGUCCCACUCACCUGCCGUGUUCUCUUCUUCAUGCUCAAGACGCACCACCGCCAGAUCGUCGCUAGCAAGAUGAUGCGCCCCAUGCUCGACAGCAUUCGCUCGUCUUUGCGUCGGGUCCUCAAGCGCCAGAAAGACGAGAUGGGAUUCAAUCUUUCCGCCUUGCAGUUCGUCGGCCAGCAGAUCAAGGCGCAUGGUACGAAGGAUUACAUCGAUGAGGAGGUUUGGGAGGAGCAGGAGCGGUCGACGGGAACUGGCAAGAAGCGCGUGUUUUCCAGCAUUGCUUGAUCGGACAGCCUUUGGCUACCAUACUGUACAUUUCACAUUUGUAUACAUGCAUGUGUAUGGCGUUUAUCUAGAUUCGCUUCGGUCUUGGGGCUACAGAAAAGUUAUAUAUCCUUGGAGUUAAUGAGACAAAUGUACGCAUGAUUAUAUCUUCAAAAUUAUCAGUCCAUCUUGAUUGAAAACUAGCCCUACAAAUAAACUCCAGAAUCCACUGAGUGCUCCAUCCAUACCGUGAGCAAUCCUCCUUCCAUUCCAUGGUCUCCGAGAAAUUCAAGAUAGAAACCUAUAUCAAAUUCCCAUUAGCACAAGCUUCAAUCAAAUGCAAACAGGACAUCAAGGUCCAAACAAAGGAUUGAACCCCCGCAUUGCAGACCCAAAACACCAUUUCAGCAGAACCAUUAUAAGCAUCGACGACAAGGCCUCCCUUAAUUUGGGAUAACCUCGGCAUACCUCUUCCGGCUCUUCCUAAUAAUACCGGUUCUUGAAACAAUGUUCUCAUCAUUGUGGUGUUUGGGUCGCGUGUUGCGAGGAAAAUCCGAAGGGAGUAAAUGAGUAGCAUACCUAUCAUAUAAUUAGUGCGUCGUAGAUUGCAUGUAUAGAGUGCGUGGGCUAGCAAGACGUUGGCAGUCUGUGUUCAAAGCUUCGAGUUUUGCGAAGGGAAAGU